This is a messenger RNA of Drosophila erecta, 2817 nucleotides long. It is a transcript of the gene Sec23, whose product is annotated as protein transport protein Sec23A. Bases 340 to 2661 code for a protein of 773 amino acids. Gene Ontology annotation, cellular component: COPII vesicle coat; endoplasmic reticulum exit site. Gene Ontology annotation, biological process: COPII-coated vesicle budding; endoplasmic reticulum to Golgi vesicle-mediated transport; COPII-coated vesicle cargo loading. NCBI's taxonomy places the organism in Eukaryota, Metazoa, Arthropoda, Insecta, Diptera, Drosophilidae. The transcript is spliced from 5 exons. Gene Ontology annotation, molecular function: GTPase activator activity; zinc ion binding. The record is from RefSeq and is a predicted model, not a curated record.
UAGAAGCCCAACUCGCCCAUGCGAUAGUAUCGCAUGAAAACUAUCUUCCCUGACCUGCAACGUUUGCACUUAAAAUUCUGUAAUAGUUCGUAGUUUUGGUUUCUACAGUUUGUACGUUUGUAUAAAUUGUUUCUAAAGUGAGUGCUUCCAUUUGUUAAGCCUCUUAAACUCUUCUCGCGAAUUUGUUUACUUUCGCGUGAAUAUUUUGCCCGCCGCCAGCACGAAGUGUGUCACGACUAGCUGUCAAUUUGUGACGUGGCCUGGCGACCGAUUUUUCCAAUUGGCAGAGGUUUAACAGAGGUUUUUCCUAUUUAAGAAGGACAUUUAAGUGUUGCGGCGAUGACCACCUACGAGGAGUUCAUCCAGCAGAACGAGGACCGCGACGGUGUGCGUCUGACGUGGAAUGUGUGGCCCUCAAGCCGCAUCGAAGCCAGUCGGCUGGUGGUGCCCCUAGCUUGUCUUUACCAGCCUUUGAAGGAGCGCCCCGACCUGCCGCCUAUUCAGUAUGAGCCGGUCUUGUGCACCCGUAGCAACUGCAGGGCCAUCCUGAAUCCUCUGUGCCAGGUGGACUACCGUGCCAAGUUGUGGGUGUGCAACUUCUGUUUUCAGCGCAAUCCGUUUCCCCCUCAAUAUGCAGCCAUAUCCGAGCAACACCAACCAGCGGAGCUGAUUCCUGGAUUCAGUACUAUUGAGUAUACCAUUACCCGGGCCCCCACCAUGCCGCCCGUCUUCAUUUUCCUGGUUGACACCUGCAUGGACGAGGACGAGCUGGACGCCUUGAAGGAUUCAUUGCAAAUGUCGCUAAGUCUGCUGCCAUCCAACGCUCUCGUGGGUUUGAUAACCUUCGGAAAAAUGAUACAGGUGCACGAGCUUGGCGCCGAGGGGUGCUCUAAAAGCUACGUGUUCCGCGGCACCAAGGACCUGACUGCCAAGCAGGUGCAGGAUAUGCUCGGAAUCGGGCGUGGAGGGGCUCCGGGGCCGCAGCAACAGCAGCAGCUGCCUGGCCAGCCGGCUGGAGCGGCGGCCCCUGUGCCGCCCGCACAUCGCUUCUUGCAGCCGAUCGGCCAGUGCGACGCGGCGCUGGGCGAUCUGCUUAGUGAGUUGCAGCGCGAUCCUUGGCCGGUGCCGCAGGGCAAGCGUUACCUGCGCUCCACUGGCGCUGCUCUCUCUAUUGCGGUUGGUCUGUUGGAGUGCACCUACCCCAAUACGGGCGGUCGCAUCAUGACAUUUGUGGGUGGCCCUUGCUCCCAGGGCCCCGGCCAGGUGGUCGACGACGAGCUGAAGCACCCGAUCCGUUCGCAUCACGACAUCCAUAAAGACAACGUGCGGUUUAUGAAGAAGGCGAUCAAACACUAUGAUGCCUUGGCCUUGCGGGCAGCCACCAACGGGCAUAGUGUCGACAUAUACUCGUGUGCUCUGGAUCAAACCGGCCUGCUGGAAAUGAAGCAGCUAUGCAACUCCACUGGCGGCCACAUGGUCAUGGGGGAUUCGUUCAACUCAUCGCUCUUCAAGCAGACAUUUCAACGCGUGUUCGCACGUGAUGGCCGCAACGACUUGAAGAUGGCCUUCAAUGCAACGCUGGAGGUGAAGUGCUCGCGCGAGCUGAAGAUCUCCGGUGGGAUCGGCUCGUGUGUGUCGCUGAAUGUGAAGAGCCCGUCGGUGUCGGAUGUGGAGAUCGGCAUGGGCAACACGGUGCAGUGGAAGCUGUGCACACUGAAUCCCAGCUCCACGGUGGCUUACUUCUUUGAGGUGGUCAACCAGCAUGCAGCCCCCAUUCCGCAGGGCGGGCGUGGCUGCAUACAGUUCAUUACGCAGUACCAGCACCCAAGUGGACAGCGUCGAAUCCGCGUUACCACACUGGCAAGAAAUUGGGCCGAUGCCACCUCGAACGUGCACCACAUCAGCGCCGGCUUCGAUCAGGAGGCUGCCGCCGUUCUGAUGGCUCGAAUGGUCGUCUAUCGCGCGGAGACUGACGAAGGACCAGAUAUUCUGCGCUGGGUCGAUCGUCAGUUGAUUCGUCUGUGCCAAAAGUUCGGCGAGUACUCAAAGGACGAUCCCAACAGCUUUAGGCUGUCGCAGAACUUCAGCCUUUUCCCGCAAUUCAUGUACCACCUGCGCCGCUCGCAGUUCCUGCAGGUCUUCAACAACUCGCCCGACGAGACCACAUUCUAUCGACACAUGCUGAUGCGCGAGGACCUCACCCAAUCGCUGAUUAUGAUCCAGCCGAUUCUCUACAGCUACUCUUUCAACGGCCCUCCAGAACCGGUCCUACUCGAUACGGCUUCGAUCCAGGCGGAUCGCAUCCUCCUGAUGGACACGUUCUUUCAGAUUCUGAUAUACCACGGCGAGACUAUCGCCCAGUGGCGAGCCCUAAAAUACCAGGAUAUGCCCGAGUAUGAGAACUUCAAGCAGCUGCUCCAAGCGCCGGUGGACGAUGCGCAAGAGAUUCUCCAGACGCGCUUCCCCAUGCCUCGCUACAUCGAUACGGAGCACGGCGGAUCCCAGGCCCGCUUCCUGCUGUCCAAGGUUAACCCCUCGCAGACGCACAACAACAUGUACGCCUACGGGCAGGAUGGCGGUGCUCCAGUGCUCACGGAUGACGUUUCGCUACAACUGUUUAUGGAGCACCUUAAGAAGCUGGCUGUGUCCACCACCACAUAAAUCGACUCUGGCUCUAGUUUCAGGCGCUUUCUUUUCUGGCGAAGUCAGCGAAGGCGUCUCCUGGAAUCUGUGGUCCAGGAAAUGCAAUUACAAAUAUACAUCCACUUAUUCCAAUUGAUCGUCUGAUAACGCAAUAAACUAUUCAAAUUAUGCUAA